CUCGAAAGAUUUGAGCGCAGACCUAAUGCGCGCGAACAUGUCGUACGCUGUUCCGUUCGCUGGAAAACUGCUUCGGCUUGUAUCUGCGCAAAAAGCUCAGCCCGCCAUAUUGCCUUCCUAUGGCGCAAUCUCACCGCCUUGAAUGUCCGGCUAGCUGUCUCCGUUCACGUUCUACCGUACUUUUUCUGGAGCCACAUUCCCAGGACGCUGAAGAGUUACGCAUCGCUGUUUCGCUCUGCUAUCAUUUAUCUGGACUUCACCUAGGAAGGGCGGUAAAUUACAGGCGCGAUGUGCAGAUUCAUGGUAUACAAAGGCAAAGAUGAGAUCCUCCUCUCCGAGCUCAUCCUCAACCCCACACACUCCAUACUCACCCAAUCUUUCGACUCGCGACUCCGCCUAGACACGCGCCGCCCGCACAACGGCGACGGCUUCGGCAUCGGAUACUACACCUCUCCCUCCCUCGGCCCCGAGCCCUGCGUCUUCACCUCCACAAUCCCCGCCUGGAACUGCAUCAACCUGUCGCGCAUCGCGUCCAAGACCACCUCGUCGCUCAUCUUCGCACACGUCCGCGCCACCACCGAAGGCAACCUGUCCGACUCCAACUGCCACCCGUUUCUGUACAAGAGUCUCAUGUUCAUGCACAACGGUGGGAUUGGCUGUUUUAAGAAGAUCAAGAGGAGGCUGGCGAUGGGGUUGAAUGAACAGUGGUUUACGCUCGUGCAGGGCAGUACGGAUAGCGAGUGGGCGUUUGCCCUGUUUCUGGACAGCAUGGAGAAAGCGGGGCAUCAUCCGGACGCUGACCCGGGCAAAGGCGGGUUCGGACACACGGUCCUCCGCAAGGCCAUACUCAAGACGAUCGAGCGGAUCAAUGCGCUGAUCAAGGAGGUUGGGGGCGAGGGUGAUGGGGGAGAGGAUAGCAGGAGUUUGCUCAAUUUUGCGGUUACAGAUGGCGAGAGCGUAGUGUGCACGCGGUACGUGAGCUCGAAGACGGAUGAAGCUGCGAGUCUAUUCUUCUCGAGCGGGACGAGCUGGCGAGAGUCAAAGGGUGCGCAUAAGUCCGGCGGCGGCCGAUGCUGCGGCGAACCGGGACAGAAAGACUAUGUCAUGGAGAGGCGCGACAAAGGGUCGGACAUUGUUCUCGUGGCUAGUGAGCCUCUGACCUUCGAACGAGAUAACUGGGUCACCGUCCCCACCAACAGCACCCUGACCAUCUCCAAGCAAACCGUCAUGAUCCACCCCAUCAUCGAUGAAUUCUACUCCGCUAAUCCGGCGCACGCCCGCUCCUCUGGCUUCGCGCAAGCCAAGGGACAGACAAUCACAGGGCCAGAUAAGAGAGUGCUCCCGCAGCCCAGUAGUGGGGCUGCGACACCGCAUCGCAGCGAGGAGGUUGUGAGUGGGGCGAUUAGCCGGCUGAGAGUGGCAUGAGAUGGCAUAUCUGCUGUAAGAUUGUUAUUGAGGAGAGUUGUAAGACAUGGACGAGGUAUCGAACAGUCGCACCGAGAAACUAAGGUUUCGAUCGCAUUCUUAAGGUCUCGAGACAUGGACCGGCCGCGCGGAACGUCAGGCUAUAAUGCUUAUAGAGGUUCGCUUCAAUUCUAAUGACAAUUCGUCGAUUGGG
Molecule: messenger RNA, 1618 nt
Organism: Trematosphaeria pertusa
Lineage: Eukaryota; Fungi; Ascomycota; Dothideomycetes; Pleosporales; Trematosphaeriaceae
Product: N-terminal nucleophile aminohydrolase
Exons: 4
Coding region: 289-1425 (378 amino acids)
Source: RefSeq, a predicted model, not a curated record